Apis mellifera (honey bee) is the source of this 3013-nucleotide messenger RNA. Its product is annotated as homeobox protein Nkx-2.5-like. Gene Ontology annotation, biological process: cell differentiation; regulation of transcription by RNA polymerase II. The record is from RefSeq and is a predicted model, not a curated record. Bases 480 to 1664 code for a protein of 394 amino acids. Gene Ontology annotation, molecular function: DNA-binding transcription factor activity, RNA polymerase II-specific; RNA polymerase II cis-regulatory region sequence-specific DNA binding. Gene Ontology annotation, cellular component: nucleus. The transcript has 3 exons. NCBI's taxonomy places the organism in Eukaryota, Metazoa, Arthropoda, Insecta, Hymenoptera, Apidae.
CCAACACUUGACUCCCUCUGUCAGAACACAAGUCACAUUGCCCGUUUGCCCUCCGGCCUGAUCGUCCACCCGUCACCGUCAUCCCCCGAAAACACGGGCCACGAGUCUUGAAAGGUGUGCCUUGAAACGCGUGUGUCAACCAGUCAACUCGAAUUUUCAUAAUUCCUUUAAUCCUUCAUUCCUUUAGGAAACUUGGUUAUCAUCAUCAUCGAGGGAUCAUCGAUCGAGUGGACGGUUUACUUUACGUAUUAGUGGCUAGUGAUGAUUGUUCGAGUGUCGUAAAAUGUUUUUAAUUUGAUACCUUUUGUAGAAAUGUUUUUGAAACGCAAAUAUGAAUAAUUAGUUAGAUCAUCGUGAGUGUGUUUAAAAAAAAAAAGUGUAGUAACUUUUUAUUUUCUAUCUGUUCGAUCGUAGAUUAUUUUAAAAAAGUGAAGCUCGACGUCAUUUGUGUGAACGUAUUUCGUGAGAAAUGCGUUAGAAUGUUGUCUUCCUCCGGAACCCCUUUCAGUGUCCGCGACAUUCUUAGCGAGGAUCAGCAAUUGGGGAUCAUGGAUUGCUAUCCUUCCGUGCAUCAUCACCAGCACCAGCUGCAACAGCAACACGUGCCCCAAGAGUAUUACGGUUACAAUACGAUCGUGCAGGAGAACAAUUGGGAGAACGUGGAAAAGUUCAAGGAACAAGGCUCGAUGCCGGCGUACCCUCAUUAUCCGGACCUGGGCCACGUUCAUCAGUUGAACUCGAUCGCUCCUCCGUAUCAAGAUCCACCGGUUACGGAGGAUGGCAACGUGGUCACGUCAAGCAAAACGGAGUUACGGAAGAGUCAGUCUGGCAAGAGAACGAAACGGAAGCCCAGGGUGCUCUUUUCUCAAAAUCAGGUGUACGAGUUGGAGCAACGAUUCAAGCAGCAACGAUACUUGAGCGCCCCCGAGAGAGAGCUACUCGCCCAGACCCUGAAACUGACCAGCACCCAGGUGAAGAUCUGGUUCCAGAAUCGGCGAUACAAGAACAAACGGGCGAGGUUGGAGGGCGUGGAGAGCCUGCAAGCGCAGAACGCGAUGAAGGGGCAAUCGUCGUUGAAGAAGAUCCACGUGCCUGUGUUAAUCAAGGACGGGAAGCCGAACCUUCAAGACAACCCCUACAACCCGUCUUCUUACUGGUCGAACAUCAGGCCGGAUCUCGGCGUGGCUAUGCAACCGGAUUACGGUUGCCGUACGAUGAACGAGAUACGCUUGAGCCCGGAAUUCAGGAACGGCGAAAUGAGGAUGGACACUCCGCCGCAGUUCAAGGCGGAGAUAACGACGCCCGAACUGGGCGGGAAAUCUUUGAACGGGGGGGAGGUUCAAGCGGGCAGGCAACACGUCCUAGCCGAUUUCAGGAACAAUUUGGAUCCUCGAUUGUCGCACGAUUGUCACAGGCAGAUAGCCAAGGGGAAUCAAGUGGGCGGCGACGAAGCCAGCCACGUCGCGGCCACCACGUUCCCGGAGGUGAAGAACAUCGGGGCGGACAGUAAUAAGGUUAUGGGGAGCGACGGAAGACCGGUGAUGGACGUGACCAGUAGCGAUUACGGCUUCCCCAAUUAUUUGGCACCGGCUAAUUAUCAGAUGCAGUACGUUAAUUACAUGGAACAGGUGCCCAUGGACCAAAAUCUGCAACGAUUGUGGUAGGGGGAAUUCGUUAGAAAUUUCGUAGUCGAACUUGUGUUCUUUUUUUUUUUCAAAAAACGUGUUUCUCGAGAGAAAUCGAAUUGGAUCUUUGAUUUAGGUCGUCGAUUUUUCUUUUUUCUUUUUUUGGAAGAGUAUAGAUUCAAAUUUGUCAAAAACUGUAAAUUGAAGAUGUUUUAUCACAAAGAUCGGUGUUUCCCGACUUCUUUGUUAAUAAUAUUAAUUAUAAAUUCAUGAUUAAUGAUAAUAAUAAUUAUUCCUCAAAACUCACUUUGGAGGAUCAGGAAAUUUUUAAUUUUAUAAUGGAAACUUUCGAUUAUCUAUUUUUUCUUCGAUUUCUUUAUUCGAUGAAUUAUGUUAUAUAUCGUACAGAUAUUGGAAAAAAGAUAUUACAAGUUCAUUGUAAAUUAAUUUUUCAAAAACAAAAAAAAACGUUGGGAAAUACCGUACAACUGUUUUGUAACAAAUACUUUCACGCUUUUUUCAUUCGAAUAACGAACGAGAAAAACUAUAUACAGUGGCUACAAAAAAUAUUCGCCCAUCAUUAUAACAUUAUAAUCAAUUAGACAUUAUAUUUCAUAUCAUUUAGUAUUACGUAUUUUCACGUAGCUAUUAAAAUUUGAUAUUAUGAAAAUAAAAUGGAGAAUAUGAUGGUGAAACGAAAAAUGGAAAAUUAAUGUAUCGAUACUUUUUUAUAGCCACUAUAUAUAUACAUAUUUACAUUCGAGCCUCGAAUAUCUCCAUAAUGGCGAAGGAUGGAGAACCUGUGCGACAAACGGGUACCUUAACAGGUAGCCAAAAAGUUCAUUAGUGCACCUUUUAAUCACCGCGAUAGCUUUAAGUUAGAGAUAGAUAGUAAAGCCUAUAGGCAGCUGUGUUUCAUUUUUUUCUUAUUUUUUUUUUUUUCUUUCUUCGUUCUCUUUUAGUUAGGUAAGAUAUCCUCUCUCAAAUAGUAACGCGCCGCUCAAGAGGCCUGAACGGAAAUUGCUUCAAGUGGCUUUUGCGGAAACAUCAGUUACUACGUAUUCCGCAGAACCUCGUGUUUCUCGUGAUUCUAUUUUUUUUUUUUUUUUUUUUUUUUUUUUUACCCCCUUUCGAUAACACGAUUCGUUGUUGUACACAGCCAGAAUAGAAGAAUCGUAGAACAAUAUCAUUACGAUCGAUGAUCUUGCAAUAGAAAAUCACGGAUGGACGCGUGGACGUUUUUCUCUUUUCUUUUUUCUUUUUCUUCUUGGUUCAAAAAGUUAUAACGGUUACGAAUGUAUGUACCAGAUAUGUUUAUAUAUCUGUUUACGAGAGAACAAAGGUGAAGGUGGCAAUAAAUAAAACGAAAGGAAUGAUCAAAUUCUGAA